AUUUUAGAUUCUCCAUGGUAUAAGCCAUAUUUAUAUAGAACUUUUAUAGAAUCAAGUUUAUUAUUGGGAAAAUUAUAUGUAAUGAUUGGUGCACCAAGAGAAGCUCAAUGUUUCUUACAAGAAAGCUUUACAGUUGCACAAGGAAUUAUUUUGGCAAAUAGAACAAUAAGUAUUUUAAUAUUGCUGGCACAACUGGACUUAUUAUGUGAAAAUUAUGAUGAUUGUAAUACAAAGAUAAUAAAUUUGAAAAAUAUUUUGAAUUUUAAUAUAAGCAUCAUUGGAUUUGAAAAUAUCAUUGAAGGAAUAUAUUCACACAAUGAAGAAAAUGUUGUAGAGAAAGAACAGGAGAAAGAAUUAUUUAUUUUUAAUAAGUCUGGAAGACGUUUGAAAGCAGAAGUGCGUAGUGUGUUUUUAAACAUUGAAGAUCCUCAAUCAUCACCACCACAACAGAGAAAACAAAAUAUUAUAAUUCCAUCAUUUUUUAAUCAUCCAACAUCAUGUUCUUGUGAAAUUUGCCAAUACAUAGCCCUCCAUUAUCAAUUUUUAGAAUUAAUGGAAUUACAAUCAUCUCUCAAUCACUAUUCUUUUGAUAAGAAAGAAAAAAUAUUUCUUGAUAUUUUAAAGUAUUAUGAAAUUAUAUUAUUAAAACGAAAAAAUGUAUUUACAUCAAUCUUACCAUUUAUUUUUUGGAAAGAUAAAAAAGGAAUGAUAGAAAAUAAAAAUGAAAUAGUGAUGAAAUCAGACAUUUCUCUAUUUUGCCGUGUUUCAUGUAAAUUAGCAAUUCUUAAUGCAACACAAAAUAAAUUCAGUACUGCACUCAAUAAUCUGAAUAAUGCUUUUAUUCAACUAGAUAAAUCAUCUAAAAUUCAUGAAAUAAUCUAUGCAGAUUUAUUCUCAGAAUUAACAUUACAAAAAGUUUUUAUAUCCCUUCAAUAUGUAUUUAAACAAAAAGAUGAGAGUAAAAGGAUAUUGAAUGUUUGUGGAAAUGUAUCUUCAGAAAUGUCCUCAAUUGCUGAGAAGAUCAGUAAAUUAAAUUUAGAUGAUGAUGAUAAUUCAUCAAGUGAUGAAUUUGUAAAAUUGCCUAUGAAAUAUCUUACAAAAACACCAGGAAAAGUAUCUGCAAAGGGAAGAAAAGGAUGUAGAGCACCAAAAAAGAAAAAAGCCCCUAAUCUCUACAUGGAAAAAUAUAUUGAAAGUUUAGACAAAUCAGAUGACUCAUUAUGUAGUAAUCUGGAAAGUGAUGAAAAUACAGAUUUUCAUAAUCCCAAAAUUCAAAAAGAGUCACAAAAGCUUAAAGCAGAAAUGUUUAAGUAUUCUCACAAAAACAAUUACAACUUAUCUGGUAAAGCAGAUAAGUCUAAAAGUGGCCAAAACAUGUUAAAGAAAGAUGAUAAUAUAGAUGAUUUUCAUUCUAAAAUUAUAUCAACUGAAAUUAACCAAGAAAAAGUGAGUCAUCGAGAAAUGCAAAAAGUUGACAUAGAUGAUAUAUGUUUAUUUUCUUCUCCACCUAAAACAUAUUCUACUCGACAUAAAAAGAAAAAAAUUUCUAAAAUAAAAAAUACUGCAGAGAAACAUAAGUCAAAAGAAAAGAUUGAAGAUAGACGAAAUGCUGAUGAUGGUGAUGAUGAUUUUUUCUUAUUUCACAAUACUAUUUUGGACAAUUCCAUGUUUUCAAAAAUGUCAAAUUCUCCAUUUGAUCAAUCAGACCACAUGGCUAAUAAUAAAAAUUUAGCAGAAUCAAAAUGGAUGACCCCUGAAAUUUUUCGGACAGGAGAUGAUAGUCUAAACACUAUGACAACACGUUCAAAAACAAGAAAAAAAUUAAUAUUAAACGAUUCAAAAAAUCAUUCAUCUCAUCAGAGAAUUACAAGAAAGAAUAGUGAAAAUCAAGAAGCAGUUGAAUCUGUAGUAAGAUCAUCAGUAACAGAUGAUAUUUUAAAUAACAGUUUUAAUGAAAUUUCAAAUACUAUUACAUCUCAGAUUAAACAUCAAGAAUUUGAUGAAAAAGAACAUAUAGAUGUGAAAUUAGAAGAUUUGGCUUUGGAAUUAAAACAUGCUCUUGAGGUAAUAGGUCAUUAUCCAGUUUGUCCACUUUACUCUAACAUGUGUAUAUUGAUGGCAUUGCUUACUAAAUAUCUGAAAAACAUUUGUCAGGAUGACAAAAAGUUUGAUGUUGCUUAUUACAUCUCCGAGAGUGUUGCAUUAACUUUAAAGCAUCAAGCAUUAAUCACUUUGACCAAAAAAAUCAAUAAGAAUGAAACUCUUGGAAAUGGGAAUACUUCGAACAGCUAUAAAGUUGAAGAUGAUGAAUAUCAGUUGGCUAAUGUAAAGAGAGACUUGUUAAAUUUUAGAAACAAAUUUGAACUUAAAGAAAAAGAAAAAAUACAAAACAUAAUUGGUUCUAUCCCAAAAGAUUGGACUGUUGUGCAAGUAAACACAGUUCCAUGUGAAUUAAAUAUAAAUUCGGAUAAAGUCAGUCCUCCAGUUCUAUUAGUGACUCGCUUUCAAUCAGAUUCUGUUCCCAUCACAGUAACAAUAGAACAUAAAGAAGAUAUUGUGUUUGAAAAUAAUUUUUUACCAGAAUUUAAUAAAAUAUUAAAAGAAAGUGCCGCUACCAUGCAGAAAAAGGAUGCUAAAGUUUGGUGGAUGGUUCGUCGUGAUUUAGAUUACCAGAUGAAGGUUUUAACUGAAAGUAUGGAAAAUUUUUGGUUGGAUUAUUGGAAAGGAAUAUUUCUAGGAGUACCCACAGAUAGUCGUUAUAAGGAAAAUUUAAAAAUAUCAUUAUCUUCAAUUCUAGCAGAAGCCAACAAAUUAAAUCUUGUUUGCACAGAUUAUCUCCUAUUGGAGGUUUUAUUGGAUUCUGCAUCCUCUCUUGAUGACAUUCAGUUACUAAAUGCUCUUUGUCUUCUAUUUAAAUGUAAUACAAACCACAAAAGUUGCAAGCAGUUGGUAAAGCACAUCAAGAAAUGUAUUGUGGAGUUAAAUUUUGGUAGAGUCCAGCGAGCACCAGUGAUUUUAAUCUUAGAUAAAAGAGUACAAAUCUUGCCCUGGGAGAAUAUUCCCUUAUUGCGUCAGCAUCCUGUUUGUCGUGUGCCUUCUCUAAGUUUACUCCACAUACAAUUGACUUCUUACAGUCUUUAUCCUGACUGCAUCUUUAGAAAAGGUGUAGACACUCACAAUACGUUUUACAUCCUCAAUCCCAGUAAUGACAUUCCUGAUACUCAAAAGAAAUUUCAAGAUGUGUUUAAACAACAGAAAGGUUGGCAUGGCAUCGUCGGCAGAGCACCUACUCAACAAGAAUUCUCGUUUGCCAUUACUGAUCAUGAAUUAUUUAUAUAUUGUGGGCAUGGAACUGGAAAAGUUUAUUUGGCGGGGGAAAGCAUUGAGAGGUUGAAGUGUCAAGCUGUCACUAUUCUAAUGGGUUGCAGUAGUGGAAAAUUAAAAGUCUAUAGUCCUCAUCUAGAACCAACUGGAGUGACAUUACAAUAUUGGUUAGGAGGAAGUCCUUGUGUGGUUGCUAAUUUAUGGGACAUCACUGACAAAGACAUAGACAGAUUCACCGAAGCUCUAUUACGUUUUUGGUUGCCAACCUUCUGCAAAAAAGAAACAGGCAAUGGAGGAACUUCUAUAGCAUGUGCUGUAUCGUCUGCUCGCAAUUUUUGUAAACUGCCUCAUCUGAUUGGUUCUGCUCCUGUUAUAUAUGGCUUGCCUGUUUUUGCCAUUCAAGAAUCAUCAUUAUCUGGUAAUCAGCAGGAAAUGGUGCAUUUCAACUGACCUUAGUCAUUGUCAUGUGAUACACAGGUUGCCUUUGUACAUAAAGGGAAAUUAUCAGAGACCUGUUCUUCCUUUGUUCAUUUUCUCUGACAAUGUUAUUAAAUGUAUUAAAGCAUUUUAAAGAUGAUAUUAAAAAUAACAAAGUUU
Molecule: messenger RNA, 3921 nt
Organism: Centruroides sculpturatus (bark scorpion)
Lineage: Eukaryota; Metazoa; Arthropoda; Arachnida; Scorpiones; Buthidae
Gene: Sse
Exons: 10
Coding region: 82-3774 (1230 amino acids)
Biological process (GO): meiotic chromosome separation; proteolysis
Cellular component (GO): cytoplasm; centrosome; mitotic spindle
Molecular function (GO): cysteine-type endopeptidase activity
Source: RefSeq, a predicted model, not a curated record